CGGCUCUAUUCGAAGGUGUGGUUUAUUCGUCUGAACAGGCGAAGUGAAAAGAAUCUUUAGAUAUUUGGGGAAUACUGGGUUUUUAUUCACCAAUCGACCUUCCUUCGUCGAGGGAACAAAGAGAUGGCAGCCAUUAGGAAGAAGUUAGUGAUUGUUGGUGAUGGUGCAUGUGGUAAAACUUGCUUGCUCAUUGUUUUUUCAAAGGAUCAGUUUCCAGAGGUAUAUGUACCAACAGUGUUCGAAAAUUAUGUAGCCGACAUUGAAGUCGAUGGGAAAACCGUAGAAUUGGCCUUAUGGGACACAGCUGGCCAAGAAGAUUAUGAUCGCCUGCGUCCACUUUCCUAUCCUGAUACCGAUGUCAUAUUGAUGUGUUUUUCGAUUGAUAGUCCGGAUAGUUUAGAGAAUAUACCUGAAAAAUGGACUCCAGAAGUUAAGCACUUCUGCCCUAAUGUUCCAAUAAUCUUAGUUGGGAACAAAAAAGAUCUUCGCAAUGAUGAAAAUACCAAACGAGAGCUUGCCAAGAUGAAACAAGAGCCUGUGAAAAGCGAAGAUGGUCGCAACAUGGCUGAGCGCAUUAACGCCUUUGCUUACCUUGAAUGCUCUGCUAAAACUAAGGAGGGUGUAAGAGAGGUUUUUGAAACAGCAACACGAGCCGCUCUCCAGGUGAAAAAGAAGAAGAGGAAAGGAUGUAUGAUCCUUUGAGCUGGACUCCUUCCUUAUGAACAAUCGAACACAAACUGUACUUCGUUAAACUGUUUUUUCCAUCACCGCAGACUUCUGUGGCCGAGAGACGAAUGUGAUACAACACUACUAAUGAAACGUAGGUUUUUUGUAUAAAAUUUAAUGAUUGAAAUUCACAAGUAUUGUUAAUAGUCAACCUCACUAUGUUUGCAGACAACAAACAUUUGCAAAACCUGGUUUUGUAAAUGUACACUGAUUCUGUAUGUAAAACUUGUAUGGAAAUGCAGUUGAGCCUGGCAUAAAUAUUUUGUGUGUGUUAGGAUCUCUUAAUGUAGAAAUAGUGUACCAAGGUUAAUUUGCAAUAUCUUGAGUUAUUUGGAAUGCAAAACAUCACCAGUUUAAAACAUAAGAAAGAAGCAACUAUUUUUACUGGAUUAUUUACUUUGUUCUUUGAAGGGUGCAAUGUGCCUUAAUAUUAUCCUGAAUAAUUCUAUUAUUGAAUAAAAAAAUUUCAUUCAUUACUAUUGCAGUUGACAAUUAACAGCAGUUGGUAAUUGUUACUAGUUUAGCAAUUUCUAAUAAACAUUAGCUGUAUUUUUUGUGAAUGCCAAGUGCUAAAUCUCAUACAAAUUCCCUACAUGCAUAUCAGUUUUUGUUUGUCUGUCUAUUGGAACUGUUUUUUGCCUACAUUAAUAUAGUAAUUUAUAGUCUGAACAUUGGGAUGUUUGAAUGUGCAUUUGCAUUAAAUUUGAUAGUUCUAUGUCCUUUGUUAAUUAUAACAAGUUAGAUAUAACAAUUUAAUUUUACAAAGAGUUGAUCAAGUGUUGCUUUUUUGUCAUACAGGUUUUCAAACAUGAUUAGAAGUAGUGAAAAUAAAGAUGAACACUAACUUUAUCUUA
This is a messenger RNA of Dendronephthya gigantea, 1580 nucleotides long. Its product is annotated as ras-like GTP-binding protein RHO. The record is from RefSeq and is a predicted model, not a curated record. The coding region runs from base 124 to 702 and encodes 192 amino acids. Lineage: Eukaryota; Metazoa; Cnidaria; Anthozoa; Malacalcyonacea; Nephtheidae. Gene Ontology annotation, biological process: cell migration; small GTPase-mediated signal transduction. Gene Ontology annotation, molecular function: GTPase activity; GTP binding. The transcript has 2 exons.